Molecule: messenger RNA, 4987 nt
Organism: Camelina sativa (false flax)
Lineage: Eukaryota; Viridiplantae; Streptophyta; Magnoliopsida; Brassicales; Brassicaceae
Source: RefSeq, a predicted model, not a curated record
AGUUAAAAAAACUUUUAUAAAAAUCUUUAUAUAUUCUCCGGUGGAAGAUGUCGGCGGGGAUAUUGAGAACGAAAUGGAUGGCGAUGACGGCGAGUAUAUGGAUCCAGUGCACCUUAGGAGGUUCCUACACCUUUGGUAUCUACUCCUCGAUCUUAAAGUCAACUCAAUCUUACGACCAGUCAACCCUUGAUACGGUCUCUGUUUUCAAAGACAUUGGUGGUAACGUCGGAGUUUUAUCAGGACUUGUAUACACCGCAGCCACCUUUAAUCGCCGUCGCUGUGAUGGACGAGGAAGAGGAGGACCGUGGGUGGUGAUUUUGAUCGGAGCGGUUUUGAACUUCACCGGUUAUUUCUUAAUAUGGGCUUCUGUUACCGGUUUGAUUUGGCGGCCUCCGGUUCCGGUUGUUGGCAUAAGCUUGAAGAUAGCUUGAGGUGCAAGCUAUACCAAUCCUACCGAGUUAUGGAAUUAGGAUUAAUUCUAUUUAGGAGUUAUCUAAAUACGUUAGUUUACCGGUUUAGAAUAGGAAAGUUGUCAACUCUAACUCUAGUGUUGAGCAAUUGUUAUAAAUAUCAAGAGAGCGUUUCAUGAAGAGGUGCGCGUCUUAGGGUAUUUUUGAGAGAUGCACACAAGGUGUGUGACGUUGCCCCAUCAAUAAGAUAGAGAUCUUUUGAUGGUAUUGUUGAAGUUCUAUUUCUAAUUAAUGAAUUCUGGACUUGGUCCCGGUGAUGUAGGUUAUCCGAACCCCGUUAACAAACUUGUGUCUUGGUUACUAUUAUGCUCUUCUAUACACGCACAUGAACGUCUAAUACUUCGACAUAUAUAGAUCUAGCCACAUAUAUGUGCUUUAUUUGGUAUCAGAGCCUAUAGAGAAUUGUUCUCGUUUCGGGUGUGAUCCUGGAUUUGUGGCUAGCGGAGAAUGCAUAUGAGAAGGUAGAGAGUAUUUAUGAAGGGGCAGAAUAAAUCACAAACUCUCAUAAAGGGUUUGUUCUAUCAGAGUUGUAUGAAGAGCGCAACUAAUUUUGAUUGUUUCUAUUACCGUCGUCAGGACACGAUUGAGAAGAAAAGAGUUUUACUGACAUGGGCUUGAAAAGAAAGGUUAAGUGGAUGAGAAUUACUGUGUUCAUGAACGUGUGUAAGAGGAGAAUGAAAUUGUGAACGUGACAGAUAGGAACAAAGACUCAUGGAUUGUGUAAUUUGAAACAGUAGAAAUCAUUCGUGUUUGUGGGGUUUUUGUUGUUAGUUUGUCUGCUCUAAGACUUAGAAGAUACAAGAGAUUGGUUUGUUAUGGCUGGCUUACCGAACCAAGAUCUAUGUUUAUUAAGAGAAGAAGAUAGCAUGGGUUUGGAUUUUUGGGUUUCAAUGGCUAUCAAGAUGUUAAAUCAACGAUGGUGAAAUUGGUGUUGACAAAGUCGAUCCUCUACUCCACAACAACGUUUUGGGAUAUAAUUGCAAAAUUAAAGAUUUGAGUCUUCAUCUCCAGCAUCAAUGGUGAUUCACAAUGAGUAAGGAAAAAUUAGAAACAUGUGUUUAAGAAAUUUUGUCACAGGCUGAAAUCGAUGGAAAAGGUAUUACUAAGGCUGAAGAUGGAGUGAGAAAGAAGAAGUCAAAGAAGGUGACUUUUAGCGUGAAUUUAAUUCAAGGGCCUACUCCAUAUGGCUUUGAGAGAAGAGAAUCAUCAGCUCAAGGUAAUGAUUCAUCCUCAACAGAAGAAUCAGAAACUUCAGAUGAGGUUAAGUUUGAAGAGAAUGAAGAAAGAUCUGAUGACCAGCCACAAUUGAGAAAUCACAGUAAAGAGCGGACACACUAUGAUAGUGACAUGAAUGAUGAAAGGGUUUUGGAGGAUAAACCAGAAAAUGUCAAUGGAGAAGCGGACUUGACAGAAAUUAGUUUGGUUCAGGAGAGUUUAAGCGACUAAAUUGAAAUGAAAGAUUUGGGAAAAGCUUCAAGGAUUCAGGGAAUGGAGAUCAAAAGAGAUGGAGCAAAGGAAGGUCUAGCUCUCUCACAGGAAAAGGAAGUUGAGACUUUCGAAAAAUCAGAAGCUAAAGCAGUGGUAACGCCAACUGCAUCUCAUUUCAAAUCAGGGAGCUUAACUCCAGAAGAGAAGGCGUCGGGAACCAAACUUAUGGACACAAGAUUUCAAUUCAUCACAGAUUGGGUAUCUAAAGGAGAGAUAGUCCUAAGCAAGAUACUCACAAGUAUAAAUCCAACAUAUGUUAUGACUCAAGCAUUACCUGGGCAGGAUCUUCAGGUCUGCUAUGAUCUUCUCAACAUCGCCUGAAGGACAACACAGCUCCAGGUAACUCCACUAUCGACAUUAUAGGCUGGCAGGAAGGAAAAAAAAGGGGAAACAAGUCAGCGUGAAAAAAAAAAAUAUUAUGUCGAUAAAGGUAAGUGAGGAGGUUAAGGGAGUUACCUGUAGCUGUGGGCACCUGGAAUUAUGGUGAAGAGAAUUAGAUUCCAGGUGGAGCUGUUGGGAAAACUUCAAGAAAAAAAAAGACUUAGUUGAGUUCUUGAAUUUUUUUUUUGGAAGUAUAGAGUUAUGAUAGGGUGAUUCAGGAUCAGAGAAGUUGGUUACCAGUGGAGAAUCAGUUGUAGAUUCUGAUUCCAGGUGGAGGUUCUGUGAUGAAAAUUCAGAAAAUCCAAGUUAGGAUUUUGGUGGCUCAAGGGUAUAAUUCCAGCAGCUAGAGAUCGAAGGAUGAUUCAUGGUCAGGAGGGAACCUGAAAUCAUCAAGGAGAAAAAAAGAACAUGGGAUGUUCAACAGAGGAGCUGCUGUGAGAGUAGACAUGAAACUGAAGUUAGAGUUUCAUUGAGUCUCUAAAAAAUUGAAAGAAGAUGAUCGAGGGAGAUAAGGCUUACCAGAGAUCGACUUAACAGGUGAAGGCUGUAGUGCUUAUUAAAGAAGCAGUCAUAGAGUUGGUGGAGAAGGAAGAGUUGUGGUUGUCUUCUUGAAGGAAGAACGUGUGGUAGCUUUCACCGGAGGGAGUCGUCAGAGAACGUACGGUGGUAGUCGACUUCACAGGAGACGUUUCGUCGGAGAAGACGAAGGAGCUGCGUUUGAUCCAUUGGAGGAGACGAAGUUGAUGUCUCAAAUUCUUCGAUAAAGAUGUUUCGUCGGAAAUGAUGGAGGAAGGCACCGGAGUUGCUGCAGGGGAUCGCCGGAGGAGAUGGUGAUCCGGUGGUGUUCAGCUUCACGGGAAGGGAGAAAGAGAUGAUGUCGAUGUGCUCAUGUCACGUUGUGUGAUUUUUGACAAAAGGUGGAGUUUGUUGUUGGGUUUGGCAAAAUCACACUUAUUGGGCCUUGUUGGGCCAGACGAAAAUUGACAUUAAGAGAAGAGGUGAAGGUUCUAGAGCUCAUGUACAUAUAUAUUAUUGUGUCGUUGGAUCAGAAGGAUCUUAUUGGCACUAGAGAUUUGGAAGAAAAUGAGUUCAAGCUUAAGAGGGAAAAUGUUGGCAUAAGCUUGAAGAUAGAUGCAUACAAGGUGUGUGACGUCGCCCCAACAAUAAGAUAAAGAUCUUUUGAUGGUAUUGUUGAAGUUCUAUUUCUAAUUAAUGAAUUCUGGAUUUGGUAUAUAGAUCUAGCCACAUAUAUGUGCUUUACCGGUUAUGUGUCUUUUUAUGUUCAUAGCUGCUCAGUCUUUGACGUUUAUUAACACGGCCAAUGUUGUGAGCUCUUUAGAGAACUUCGCUGAUUAUGGUGGCACUGCCGUUGGUAUCAUGAAGGGUUUUGUUGGUCUAAGUGGAGCAAUGUUAAUUCAGAUGUAUGAAACAAUAUGCCCUGGAGAUCCAAAGACAUUUAUUCUUCUACUUGCGAUAGUACCUUCACUUCUCUCUGUCUUGGUGAUGCCUCUAGUUAGGAUAUAUGUGACAAGCACGGUCGAUGAGAAGAAGCAUUUAGAUGGUUUAUCAACUUUGUCACUUAUCAUUGCAGCUUAUCUUAUGAUCGUUAUUAUUCUGAAGAGCACUUUAAGUUUACCAUCAUGGGCCAAUGUCGUCACGCUUUCAGUUCUACUCAUUGUGCUUGCCUCGCCUCUACUAAUCGCGAUAAGAGCACACCGAGACAGUAGUAUUGAGAAGCCAUUAUCACCUGUUUAUUCUCCUCUGGUGGACAACCUGGAAGCAACGACGAUCUCUGAGGAGAUCUUAGUGCUAAAGGAAGACAAUAGCUUGAAUCUUUUACAAGCUAUGCGUAACGUAGACUUCUGGUUGUUGUUUCUUGCAAUGGUAUGUGGAAUGGGAUCGGGGAUUUCGACGAUAAACAACAUUAGACAAUUAGGUGAGUCUCUUAGAUACUCAAGCAUCGAGAUAAACUCAUUGUUGGCUUUAUGGAGUAUAUGGAACUUUAUUGGUCGGUUUGGAGGUGGUUAUGUCUCGGAUUUAUUGCUACACAGUAAAGGAUGGCCACGUCCGUUGCUAAUGGCUACAACUCUUGGAACUAUGACCAUAGGUCACCUAAUCAUAGCCUCUGGUUUUCGAGGGAAUCUUUACCCCGGUUCGAUUAUCAUAGGCAUUUGUUAUGGCUCACAGUGGUCGUUAAUGCCAACAAUAACGUCAGAACUAUUCGGGGUUAAGCACAUGGGCACAAUCUACAACACCAUUUCGAUUGCUAGUCCUAUGGGUUCAUAUAUCUUCUCUGUAAGAUUAAUUGGGUAUAUCUAUGAUCAUACCAUUACGGGAGAAGGUAACACGUGUUACGGUCCUCAUUGUUUUCGAUUGUCAUUUGUGAUCAUUGCGUCGGUGGCUUUCCUUGGAUUUCUUGUCUCGUGCGUGUUGGUUUUUCGCACAAAGACGCUAUAUCAACAGAUCUUCGAGAAGAGGUUCCAUCGUCGAUAAGAUGUGUGACUUGUGAAUAUUAUAGUGUAUAGGUACAUAAUAUUUGCUCAGUCCCAUUUGAGUUAUGUAUUUACAUUUGUUAUAUAAAAAAAAAUAUUGUAAGUAAGCUACUUACGUAUAUACGUUGUAUAAAAAUACAAGUACGUAUAUAUAUA